AUGUUGCCCGCGAACGCGCUAAAGAAGAGCUAUGGAUUCGAUAGCAGGAAAAGGGGCGUUGUUGAUAGAUCAAUACUAUAGCUAAUCGGUAAUACAUGUGAUCGUUCGAACCUGCACGGUUCUACGCUGGAGUAUCAGCUCGAGAGCUUUGGGAGAGAGAGAGACGUUUCGUGCAUUUUCCAGUAGGACAUUUGACCUAUACCCUUUGACCUACUGUGGAGUGCCUGGCGCAAUACGGAAUUACUUUGGGUUUACGGUAUCCGUCGACAAUCCACUUUCAAAAGAUUACUUCCGCUACUGUUUCUGCACUUUUGUCAGCUAGUCGUAAUUCCACUCGCGAGGAAAGUCAGGCCUCCAAAUCCCAUUAUUUGGAAAUAAAGAUUCCCUACAGAAUUUGUCUUGAAUGGUGAUAUCCUCUCCAUAAACUCUCAAAGACUGCACGAAUAUCACACCGGGACGCUGCCAUGCAGGAGCACCAGCGGGUAAAACUUCAUUGUCUUUGGUUGUGUUCAAGCGCUAUUGGAAGAAUUUUGUAAAGACUGUGUGGUAGCACCAGCUCAGUUCCGCCAGAAUCAAGGUAGAGAACAUUGGCGAACGUAUCGCACGACAGAACCUUAA
Messenger RNA from Haemonchus placei, 618 nucleotides. The record is from the annotation of a GenBank genome assembly. Lineage: Eukaryota; Metazoa; Nematoda; Chromadorea; Rhabditida; Trichostrongylidae.